Messenger RNA from Prunus armeniaca (apricot), 234 nucleotides. Lineage: Eukaryota; Viridiplantae; Streptophyta; Magnoliopsida; Rosales; Rosaceae. The record is from the annotation of a GenBank genome assembly.
AUGGAGAUCUUAUCUUUUGGGAGCCCACUCAUCAAUAUUCACCAAAGGUGCCGAACGGGGUGCCGAAGGGCACUGCCGAAGGGAACUGCCGAAGGCAUCUGCCGAAGGGCACUGAAGAAGGGGAGAAUGACAGAAGCUUUUUGUGUCGCUUCCCACAGACGGCGCCAAACUGUUGACGCUCAAAAAUGGUUCGGCACUUUUGAGGCUAACUUAGUGAUGAGGUGUGAUGGAUGA